Messenger RNA from Fimicolochytrium jonesii, 712 nucleotides. Its product is annotated as sjogren syndrome nuclear autoantigen 1. Gene Ontology annotation, cellular component: ciliary basal body; centrosome. NCBI's taxonomy places the organism in Eukaryota, Fungi, Chytridiomycota, Chytridiomycetes, Spizellomycetales, Powellomycetaceae. The record is from RefSeq and is a predicted model, not a curated record. The transcript has 7 exons. Bases 72 to 413 code for a protein of 113 amino acids.
CGUCUUCCCCGCCGACACUCUCUCAGGACAUAGGAACCACACACACUAUUGACCCGCUACAACACUCAACCAUGAUGGCAUCCAGGAUAUCGCCCUCAAACUUACAGGCUUUCAACAACGAGCUGGUCAUAAAGCUGGAGAGGUUAAGGGAAGCGCGGGAACAGAUAGGUAGCGAGAUAGUCAAGGAGGAAAGUCGGAAAGAUGACCUGGAUCAGCAAAUACAUGAAUUGGGCGCGCAGCUUGAAAGGACGAUGCAGUCGUUGACGAGGAAAUAUGCGUUGAGUGAGGAGUAUGAUCGGCUUAUACAUGAGACCGAAGUGGCGUAUUCGAAGAUCGUGGAAUCGUCACAGAGUCUGUUGCAGAAGCUGGAACGGGAGUCGGAGACGAUUGCUUCCAGAUGUGGGCGGGGAUGAAUGCUGCGCGAUGUUGUCCUUCAACAUUCUCAUCUACUUGGACAUCACUUUCGCGAAGCAUGGCGUCGUGCGUGCCCUCCUGAUGCGCGGCGACCGAGCGUUUCAACGCAUUUAGGGACAACGGCAUUUGUUCAAUGCCACAUGAUUAGAGUAGUCAGGACGAGCCCUUGAAAGUAUCGGCAGAGCCUAGCGAGCCUCGCCAGGCAUAUCCCUGAGAUGUUAUAUACGUGCUGCAGGCGAGCAAUGUUCCCAAGCGUGCGUUUUACAUGAUUCCCAAAAAAAAUUCGUAUAAAGAUGUU